Molecule: messenger RNA, 1926 nt
Organism: Didymodactylos carnosus
Lineage: Eukaryota; Metazoa; Rotifera; Eurotatoria; Philodinida; Philodinidae
Source: the annotation of a GenBank genome assembly
AUGGUUCAGUUCCAUGAAUUUGUUAGAAAUGAUCGGUGUUCAUUUUUGAAUCUUAAACUACAAACAUACAAUAUUUACAAUAAUAAUUAUGACGUACAACAAAAAUUUCAUGGUUUAAGAUUAUGUCGUGGAUUUAUCGAUAAUCAAUGUUGUCCAUCGUCAAUAGAAAAUAACAUAAAAAAUGCAACGGCACUCGAAUUAUAUCGUCUAUUUGAAUUAAAUUCAAUAAUUGUUUAUGAUUCCUUGUUGCGUUAUUCUACUGAACUAAAUGAUACUAUAAAACAAUUGUUACAAUCAUCCCGUCAAGAAACACAUUUAGUAUUACAACGUGGCUAUAAUAAUUUGUAUGAGAUGUAUCGACAGUCAAUUGAUGACUUUUAUAAUUCUUUAAAUAUAAUCACGGCACGUACAAAAAAUGACAUUAGUCUAUAUGUUGAACAAUUAUUUCGCUCAGUAUUAAAAACAUCAUUUUCAGUUACAGUAACGGGAAAAAUAAAUGAUGUCAAUCUUCAACCGUCAAUUAAAACAUCGUAUCUCACAUGUGUUUGGCAAACGAGGCCAUUUGGUGAUAUAUCAACAACAUUAACUAGUCAAAUAUCUAAAAAUCUUGGCAGCAUUUUGGAUCUAUAUGAAUUACUGAAAACUGUAUCUGAACUCGUACAACUCAUUUCUAUCGGUAUAACAACCGAUUAUCAUUGCAUUGAUUUAAUGACACAAUUAAACUAUUGUAAUCUUUGUGCUGGACGAAAUGAACUUCCCUGUUAUUCUAGUUGUAAAAAUGUUAUUUUAAGUUGUUUGAGUAAUAUUACACGUAUUGAUAACACAUGGAAUAAAUUUGUUGAUUCUAUACAAAAUGUACAAUAUUUUAAUGGUCUUGAAAAUGUUCUCUCAUCAAUUGGUAUAUCAAUAUCAGAAGCAGUAAUGACAUUUUUUAAUGCUGGUGGUGUGGAAAAUAAAGAGAUUAUACGUCAAUGUGGACGUUUGUCUACAAAUAGAAUAUUAAAACGAACAACAUCCAUUGAAAACAAUAUGAGCAAUAAAUCAAUUUUCAAACCAAUUAAUGUGAUAUCGUUAAAUAAUGAUGUGACAACAUCAUCAUUCCAUAAAAAAUUGAUGAUGAUUAGUCGAUCAUUUUCGGUCCAUCAAUCAUUUUGGUCAACGUUGCCAGAUUCAAUUUGUACCACACCGGGAGUGUCCGUAAUAAAUACUACAUGUUGGACUGGUACGACAGUAUCGAUAGAUGGACGAUCUCAGAUGAAAUCUCAUUUUGACAAGCCAUUAAGUUUAAGAUUACAAUGGCUUUUAAAUGAGAUUGAAAAAAAAUCUGCCAUAUUUGAUCAAACAGAGUACUCUCAAAAUGCAGCUGCCGUUUUCACAUUAAAAAAUGACACAAAACUGAACAUGUUUUCAAUAACUACACUAUUGAAUGAUACGCAUGAUAGUUUAAACGAUGAUCAACAGGAGGAUGAAUUAGACUAUGCUGAUUAUGCCUACGAAGAUGAAGAGUCAACAACAUCUAGAAAAACAACCAUUGUAUCAACAACAACAAAAAAAACUACACUGCAAAUAUUAUCAUUCGUUACUACAACAAAAACUAGCCUAUCUAUAUAUCCACUAGAACACGAUUCAGAAGAUGAUAAUACAGAUGCCUAUUACGAUUACGAUGAUUCACACGAUAAAGAGGACGAUGAUCACGAUUAUCAUGAAUAUAGUGACGAGAAUUUUUCGACUUAUCCACCACCACUAAUAAAACCAACAACAAAUACAAAUUGGAGAAAAAAUAUACCGAAUCAUCAUCGAACGCCUAUUGUUUGGACGUUUGAUAAUUCUCUAAAGAAGAACAGUAAUUCGCUUUUUUCCUAUUCUAAAACGUUAUUUUUUACAAAUUUUAUUUCUAUCGUUUUUGUUCAACUUAAAGUCUUAUAA